UAUAUGGUAACACCUGCUGUGUUUGGAUUGGCGAUUAGUGUAAUCAAAAGCAGUUCGGAUGCGUUGAAAUGCUCAAAUACCUCCAUUUACUAAUAGGAUUACAAAGCUGGAUUAUUUGGUGCUGAGAAAACCGCUUCGGAUUUGUUGAUGAUAAUAUGGAAGAUGAUGGUGCCGUUUUCAUAGGACCCGAAAACGGCCAUAUAUAAUGGAGAUAUCAGAAUCAACGAAAAUAGUGUUUUUUGUAAGUCGCAUUUUUGGGCUUGCUCCGUAUGUGGUGAAACGAACAUCCAAAGGACAAAUUGUGGAUUACAAGCGAAAUCUGUUCCUGGUGAUUUACGGUUUGUGUGUCGUGUUUUGUUUAGCUGGAUUGACAUUUAAAGGGAUAUUCUUCGAUAUCAAUUCGAAAAAACCGAUACGAAUGAAGACGGCAACCUCUAAGGUGGUGACUACUCUAGAUGUGUCCGUUGUGGUAUCAGCCUGCAUAUGUGGAGUGUUUUGUGGCAUAUAUGGACUUCAGUUCGUCAGAGAACUCAAUCAACGAUUGAAUGAGGCAGACGAUAUGCUUUCGAUGUACGUUGAUGCUGGAAAGCAAGAUAGGAAGAAACGAAAAGGUCUCACGAUGCUGGCCCUGGUUGGUAUCAUCAUAACAGGUGCUUUGGCUCUUGACAUCUGGGUCUGGUAUCGUAUAGCUGACAAAAUAAAAAAGGAAAAUCAGGACUCAAGUGCAAAUGUGUUGGGUUACUGCCCCUUCUACGCUCUCUACUAUAUUUUGAUGAUGUUCCACGUCUUGUUUGCACAAUCAGCACUGGGGAUAAGCAACCGAGUACGACGACUCAACGUGGCACUGUAUCACGUUUUUCCUGAAUUCAAUAAAAUUCCCAUAAUUGAAAUAACAUCGGUGUCCUCCACCAACAAUGUCUCGGAAAAGCAGGAAAACAUAGCAGAACAGAAAAGGGGGUUAACCACAAUUUCCCAUGCAAUCAGUCAUUCUCGGCCAACGAUAUCAGCCAACAGGGUGAUUGAGGAUUUGGCUUAUAUUCAUGCAUCGUUAUCGACCGGAGUGAUCUUGGUUUCGAAUACAUUCGGUGUAGCUUUGUUGGCUGUGUUGGGAUCAUGUCUGCUUCAUUUGGUUGCCACUUCAUAUUUUCUGAUGGUGGAACUCGUAGGCGAUAAAGAUGCCGUGUUUUCAUGGAUUCAGGCUUUGUGGUUGUUCAUCCACAGUUUUCGAUUUCUACUAACGGUGGAACCAUGUCAUAUUACUAAUGUUGAGUUGAAACGGACAAUGACCAUCGUUUGCAACCUGAUGCGAACGUGCAAGGACUCAUCAGCCAAGGAUCGAUUGGAAGGGUUCUGGCGCCAACUUGUUGGAAAUAAUUCCGUGUUCACUGCGUGUGGCCUUUGCACAAUUGACAGGCAUAUUAUUACAUCGUACUGUGGAGCCAUCACAACAUAUCUAGUGAUUUUAAUACAAUUCAAGGAAGCUGAUGAUAAACCGGUGAGAACGGUGCAGCGGUCUCUAUGAAUUCAAAAUCAACUACGUUUACGAACAAGGACAUUGAAUAAAUCAUGGUUAUCGCUUUCAAAUGUUGCGUGCAUGCGUUUCCACAUUAUAAUUUAGAAACUUUUGUCCGAGUACAAGCGCCGCUAGUUUGCCACAUAAUCAACCACGAUAGCUUUAAGGAGGAAAACUUUAUCCUGGGCUCUUUAAAAGUAGGAGAAAUUUAACAUUUUUGUUGCUAGGUCAACAAAAAGAUAGCAGAUAAAUUCUUAGAUGUUGUGUAUGCUGGUAGUGUUAAAGAACACAAGCAAAUCUUUACAUCUAGGUUUCGGUGCAAAACUUUUUCUUAUAUGUCAGCGGCCGAAUCUUAGCGUGCAGAGCAAUUGUAAAAAUAGUACAAUUCACCGUGUUAUAGUUUGUUCGUAGAGGUUGUUGUUCUUAUGAUUGCGCAUCCACAGGAGUAUACCGUUCAGUGAUUAUUUCACCUAUAAGUGAUAUACAAAGUUUAUUUUCCGAACUAAUUAAGAUAGAGACUUUGUGUCUUCGGCAAAGUUGUAGCAAAUGUUACUACAAAAGUAAUUGCUGAAGACAUAUAUCUAGCUUCAAUAGUUUACAAGUUAUGGAACAUAUUGUAUGGAAGACCCCUUAAAAUUAGUUUUUUCGUGAUAACUUUUUUAGACAUUCUCCUAUCUUCUUAGAAUUUUCCACAAAGUUGUUGAAUUUAAAAAGAUAUUCCAAAUUUUACGAUAUUUUUUGGGUAACUUACACCUUAAAUAACUCGUUAAGGAGUAAAAAGGAGCAAACAACAUCAUAACAUACUGAAAGUACUAGCUUUUUUACUUUUAUAUAGUCGCCCGAUUGUUAGUCGACACGAUUCUCCCCGAGUGUUAUGUUCAAAACAAUAUCCCAUCGCAGUGGUAAAAAAUGAAAUGUUCAAGCGCACUGCGAUAAGUAGCUUCUUUUCAUGGUAAAUUGCAUAAAACAUAUUCAUAGAUGUUCAAAAAAGGAAAAGGGAACUUUGACCACAAUCAAGAUCAAAGUACGAAACGUAGCAUAUCGUGCGUUCGAGAAGUGUGUCACGUGAAAUUUAAACAAUCAGUGGAUACUGGUAAGCUUGAAAAAACGAUGGAAAUCCCACCAGAAAGUUUAUUAAUGUCUUUCGUGACAUUUAUAAUGGAGCUUGAUUAACGUCACCGGUUCACAAUGUGGAUCCUGUCGUGACUGAAGCUCGGGGAUGGCUAAAAAAGUAUAAAACGAUUUUUAGAAGACGCCAAAGCUCUUCUAGUGGAGGAAGAAAGCUUUGAAGA
Molecule: messenger RNA, 2805 nt
Organism: Topomyia yanbarensis
Lineage: Eukaryota; Metazoa; Arthropoda; Insecta; Diptera; Culicidae
Gene: Gr43a
Product: gustatory receptor for sugar taste 43a
Exons: 14
Coding region: 206-1522 (438 amino acids)
Biological process (GO): sensory perception of taste
Cellular component (GO): membrane; neuronal cell body; axon
Source: RefSeq, a predicted model, not a curated record